Molecule: messenger RNA, 1992 nt
Organism: Schizosaccharomyces japonicus yFS275
Lineage: Eukaryota; Fungi; Ascomycota; Schizosaccharomycetes; Schizosaccharomycetales; Schizosaccharomycetaceae
Product: STE/STE11 protein kinase Byr2
Exons: 1
Coding region: 1-1992 (663 amino acids)
Biological process (GO): positive regulation of conjugation with cellular fusion; pheromone response MAPK cascade
Cellular component (GO): cytoplasm; plasma membrane
Molecular function (GO): protein kinase activity; MAP kinase kinase kinase activity; kinase activity
Source: RefSeq, a predicted model, not a curated record
AUGCGGGACUAUACGUGUGCUCAGGUAGCGGACUGGCUAAAUGCCAUCGGCUUGGAACAGUACCAGGAGUCGUUUGUCAAAAACAACAUUUGCGGACGCCAUCUGCCAAUGCUCAAUCGUAAGUAUUUAAAAUACCUUGGCGUGGAUGUCCUUCACAAUCGCCUCAAAUUGCUGCGUGAAAUUGAGCAUCUGGAGUGGUCUACGAAGUUGCAUGUUUUGCGGUUCAUUGCUUGCAAUGGACAGACUCGCGCAGUCCAAACUACUGCUAAUCUGUAUGAAGCUUUAUGCCGCGCUCUCCGCAAAUUUGGAUUGCAGGACCCCGAAAAAUGGGGCGUUUGUGUCACUCAGAGCAGUCGCCUGGUUCACCUGACGCAAGAAGAUUUUGACGAGCUUUGUCGAGACCCUCGUCGUCCUGAACGCGAACGUCUCAUACUUAUAGACAAAAAUUCCACCGCCCCAUCUUUUGAAGAUCUGCGUCGGUCUUGGGAAAUUGAGGCUGCUCAGAAUGUCGGUUCUUUACCGUCUGGCAAGGGAGGUGGCGGAGGAAAUAGUCGCUCAGGAUCGAUGAAAACCAAUUCCAAGCUUCCCUUCUACAACCUGGCCUCUCUUGGUUGUAGUUUCAGCGAUUUGAAAUUCGAACGCUCUGGUGCUGGUUUUGGGUCCGGCGGCGUCAAACCUUUUCCUCGCAACGAACGCCCUCCCAGUGAGCUCAUUAGUUCUCGCAUAUCCGAUUUCUUUCCCGAUCAUCAGCCUCAGCUACUGGAGAAAACGCUCUCUAAUUCUUUUCGCAAAAGUGUACGUUCCAUAAACCAGAGCAUUUUUGAGUUUGGGAAGGAAAUUAAACCCAAGCCUCAACGGCACAGGCGAAUGUCAUCUGUUAAACGGCCGCCAUUGCCAACCGUGCCCGAUUUCCCUUCACCCGUAGAGGUGAAGGAAGCCGUUUCGUCAUCAUCUACUCUUUCAGCACCCAUUCCUGCAUCCUCCUCGCCCUCUGAUCGUAACUCUUCAUCUGCCGAUGUUCCCGUUGUAUCUCCGGACCCACAGUCGCUGAAAUUUCUCGAGUAUGGUUCGCCCAUGCCGUCGCCAACACUGACUGCCGGAAGCGACGACACUGUGGGAAAUGAAGAAGACAACGACGAAAGUACGAUCAAGUGGAUUCGGGGUGCAUUGAUUGGGGCAGGAUCUUUCGGUGAGGUGUAUUUGGGAAUGAAUGCAUUUAACGGUGAGUUAAUGGCUGUUAAGCAGGUUCGGCUUAACAAUAGUGACAGUCGUGCUCAAAACCGACAACGGGUUAUGCUAGAGGCAUUAAAAAGUGAGAUCGUUUUAUUAAAAAAUCUCUCUCACAAACACAUUGUCCAGUACCUGGGUUCAAAUGUCACGGGUGACUGUUUGAACAUUUUUCUAGAGUACGUACCUGGCGGUUCCGUUCACAGUUUGUUGGAAACGUAUGGAAAUUUUGAAGAGCCACUUGUGCGCAAUUUGGUUCCCCAAAUUCUCAGUGGACUUGAAUAUUUGCAUUCUCGCGACAUUAUUCACCGUGAUAUUAAAGGUGCAAAUAUUCUCAUUGAUAACAAGGGUCAAAUCAAAAUUUCUGACUUUGGUAUUUCGAAGAAGAUUGAGGACAACAUUCAGCAAACUGUGAACAACCGUUUUUCCUUCCAAGGAUCUGCUUUUUGGAUGGCUCCCGAAGUUGUUCAGCAGACCAAAUAUACCAAAAAAACUGAUAUCUGGUCGCUUGGUUGUUUAACCGUGGAAAUGCUUACUGGUAAGCAUCCGUAUCCCAAGUGUAACCAGACGCAAGCCAUUUUCCGAAUAGGAAAACUCAUUGCACCCGAUAUCCCUUCAACCAUUUCUGCCGAAGCAAAAGAUUUCUUGGCACAAACUUUUAUUGUUGAGUAUGAACGUCGUCCCAAUGCGUCUGAGCUUCUUAAGCAUCCCUUCGUCUGCAAAUCCUCCCAUUCUUCUUCCUCUUCUCUCUCGUCCGCUUCCUAA